Odobenus rosmarus divergens (Pacific walrus) is the source of this 2112-nucleotide messenger RNA. Its product is annotated as guanylate binding protein 1, interferon-inducible. Gene Ontology annotation, molecular function: GTPase activity; GTP binding. The record is from RefSeq and is a predicted model, not a curated record. NCBI's taxonomy places the organism in Eukaryota, Metazoa, Chordata, Mammalia, Carnivora, Odobenidae. The transcript has 11 exons. The coding region runs from base 190 to 1965 and encodes 591 amino acids.
UUUCAUGUUACUAUAAAGUCUGUUACAGUGGUUGCUUUAUUUCUGUUUUGUCUUCAAAGGAGAUCUGGAAAGUCCAAUGACGGACAGGUGAAAUAAAAGAUCCGUGAUCCAGUGAAAGACAGAGAAAUAACAGAAACUACUUCACCUAACAGAGGAGGGGGAAGAAAGAGACCAGGGAACACUCUGAACAUGGCCUCAGAGAUCCACAUGCCAGCCCCAGUGUGCCUCAUUGAGAAUAAUGGAGAGCAACUGGUGGCUAAUCAGGAAGCUUUGGAGACCCUGGCAGCCAAUAAGAAUCCUCUUGUUGUGGUGGCUAUUGUGGGCCUCUACCGCACAGGCAAAUCCUACCUGAUGAACAAGCUGGCUGGAAAGAACAAGGGCUUUUCUCUGGGCUCCACAGUACAGUCUCAUACCAAAGGAAUCUGGAUGUGGUGUGUGCCUCAUCCCAAGAAGCCAAAUCACACCUUAGUUCUUCUGGACACUGAGGGCCUGGGAGAUGUAGAGAAGGGUAACAACCAGAAUGACUCCUGGAUCUUUGCCCUAGCAAUACUCCUGAGCAGCACCUUUGUGUACAAUAGCAUGGGGACCAUCAACCAGCAGGCCAUGGACCAACUGCACUAUGUGACAGAGCUGUCAGAUCGAAUCAGGGCGAAAUCCUCCCCUAAUGCCGAUGGGAUUGAAGAUUCGGCUGACUUUGUGAGCUUCUUUCCAGAUUUUGUGUGGACACUGAGGGAUUUUUCCUUAGAUUUGGAAGCAAAUGGACUACCUAUCUCAGCAGAUGAGUACCUGGAGAAUUCACUCAAGCUUAAACAAGGUACUACUCAAAGUGAUCAAAAUUUUAAUCUGCCCCGUCUCUGUAUCCGGAAGUUCUUUCCAAAGAAGAAAUGCUUUAUCUUUGAUCGACCCACUCACCGGAAGAAGCUAGGCCAGCUUGAGACAUUGCAUGAUAAUGAGCUGGAUCCUGAAUUUGUGCAACAAGCUGCAGUCUUCUGUUCCUACAUCUUUAGCAAUUCCAAAAUUAAAACCCUUUCAGGAGGCAUCAAAGUCAAUGGACCUCGUCUAAAGAACCUGGUGCUGACCUAUGUCAAUGCCAUCAGCAGUGGGGAUCUGCCCUGCAUGGAGAAUGCUGUCCUGGCCUUGGCCCAGAUCGAGAAUGAAGCUGCAGUGAAAAAAGCCAUUGCCCACUAUGACCAGGAGAUGAGCCAGAGGGUGCAGCUGCCCACGGAAACCCUCCAAGAGCUGCUGGACCUGCACAGGGCCUGUGAGAAAGAGGCCAUCGAACUCUUCAUGAGCAGUUCCUUCAAAGAUGUAGACCAUUUAUUUCAAAAGGGCUUAGCGGCCAAACUAGAAAAAAAGCGAGAUGACUUUUGUAAACAGAAUCUGCAAGCGUCAACAGAUCGUUGCUCAGAUUUACUUAAGGAUAUUUUCAGUCCUCUAGAAGAAGCUGUGAAGCAGGGGGUUUAUUCUAAACCAGGAGGGUAUCGUCUCUUCAUCCAGAAGAUGCAAGAGCUAAAGAGAAAAUACCUUCAGAAACCUAGGAAGGGGAUACAGGCUGAAGAGGUUCUUCAGGAAUACUUGAAGUCCAAGGAGUCUGUGACUGAUGCCAUUCUACAGACAGACCAGACUCUCACAGAAAAGGAAAAGGAGGUUGAAGUGGAACGUGUGAAAGCCGAAUCUGCACAGGCCGCAACAAAAAUACUGGAAGAAAUGCAAAUAAAGAAUCAGCAGAUGAUGGAACAGAAAGAAAGGAGCUAUCAGGAACAUGUGAAACAAUUAACUGAGAAGAUGGAGAGGGAUAGAGCCCAGUUGCUGGAAGAACAAGAGAGAGCUCUAGCUUUAAAACUUCAGGAACAGGCCCGUCUACUAAAGGAAGGAUUCCAAAAUGAGAGCAAACGACUUCAUAAUGAGAUACAAAAUCUCCAGAAGAACAUGGAAAAGCCAAGGAAAAUAUGCCUCAUAAGCUGAAGACCGAAAGAAUAGAGCUUUUCUGGUCACUCUUACCCAAGGCAUAACUUAAUUUUUGAAUUUGUAAAAAUAUCAUUACAUUUGAAAGUAAUCAGGUCUUGCCUUUUUCUAACACUAGAAAUUUGCAAAGACAUGCAGUACUAUAAU